CGGCUGUGGGGAGCACCCCGCCGCAGGGGGACAGGCGGAGGAAGAAAGGGAAGAAGGUGCCACAGCUGGAGGAGCUGCUGGCCGGGAGGGACUUCACCGGCGCCAUCGCCUUGCUGGAGGUAACGGGCGCGGGCCGGGGCCUGCUGCUUCCCUGGGAACCGAGAGCGGCUGCACCCAGCGGCAUCCACAGCCGUCGGACUGCCCGCGUUUCAGCGGCACGCGGGUGAGCAGCAGGAGGAUGCUGACCUCUGGAUCGGGUACUGUGCCUUCCAUCUGGGUGACUACAAGAGAGCUCUGGAGGAAUAUGAGGCCUUGACCAAACAACCAUCUUGCAAUCCCGAUGUUUGGGUGAACCUUGCGUGUACCUACUUCUUUCUGGGGAUGUACACACAAGCUGAACAAGCAGCCUUGAAAGCACCUAAGAGUCGUCUUCAGAACCGCUUACUCUUUCACCUGGCACAUAAGUUCAGUGAUGAGAAGAAACUGAUGAACUCUCACCAAAAUCUGCAAGACAUUACAGAGGAUCAGCUUAGCUUGGCAUCUAUCCACUACAUGCGGUCCCACUACCAAGAAGCUAUUGAUAUCUACAAAUGCAUUCUUCUUGAAAAUCGGGAGUACUUGGCUCUGAAUGUGUAUGUGGCUCUAUGCUAUUAUAAACUGGAUUACUAUGAUGUAUCACAAGAAGUGCUAGCUGUUUAUCUUCAGCAAGUUCCUGACAGCACCAUUGCUCUCAACCUCAAGGCUUGUAACCAUUUCCGACUAUACAAUGGAAAGGCUGCUGAGGCAGAACUCAAGAACUUGACAGACAGUGCCUCAUCAUCUUUUGAGUUUGGGAAGGAGCUCAUUAAACAUAAUCUGGUGGUGUUCCGAGGAGGAGAAGGGGCUUUGCAGGUGCUGCCUCCUCUGGUUGAUGUUAUUCCUGAGGCAAGACUGAAUCUUGUGAUUUACUAUCUCCGGCAAGAUGAUGUGCAGGAGGCUUAUAACCUGAUUAAAGACUUGGAACCUACAGCUCCACAGGAGUAUAUCCUCAAAGGAGUGGUAAAUGCAGCUCUUGGACAAGAAAUGGAUUCGAGAGACCAUCUGAAAAUUGCUCAGCAGUUCUUCCAGUUGGUGGGUGAAUCAGCCAGUGAAUGUGAUACCAUUCCAGGGAGACAGUGCAUGGCCUCCUGCUUCUUUCUCCUUAGACAGUUUGCUAACGUCCUGAUUUACCUCAACUCAGUCAAGAGUUACUUUUACAAUGAUGACACUUUUAACUUCAACUACGCCCAAGCCAAAGCUUCCAUGGGCCUUUUUAGUGAAGCUGAAGAGGUGUUCCUUUUGAUCCAGAGUGAGAAGAUAAAGAAUGAUUUUGUUUACCUUAGCUGGCUGGCUCGCUGCUAUAUUAUGAAUAAGAAACCACAGUUGGCCUGGAAGCUCUAUCUGAAGAUGGAGACCUCAGGGGAGUCCUUUAACCUAUUGCAGCUCAUUGCAAAUGAUUGCUACAAAAUGCGUCAGUUUUAUUACGCAGCCAAAGCAUUUGAUGUCCUGGAGAGACUGGACAGUAAUCCUGAAUUCUGGGAAGGCAAGAGAGGUGCUUGUGUUGGUGUCUUUCAAAUGAUCUUAGCUGGCCGAGAAGCAAAAGAGACCCUGCGGGAAGUACUGCAUCUCCUGAGAAGCACUGGUAAUUCUCAAGUAGAAUACAUCAUCCGCAUCAUGAAAAAGUGGGCCAAGGAGAACCGAGUCCCUGUCUAAGCCAGAGCCACAAAAUGAACAGGGUCAGUCACUGUUUUCUGUGUGACUGUAAUACGUGGGGUUUGGUUUCUCCCAUGCAUUCUGGGUAUUUCCUUCUUUCCAGGACUUUCAGACAUGAAGCAGGUUGACCGAGCUGAGCAACAGUAUCGUUCAGUGAGACUGCAAAAUGGCCAGUGAUUUGGGGGCUUUUGUUUGUUUGUUUUUGGUUUUGAUUUUUUGUUGUUGUUGUAGUUUGGUUUUGUUUUUGUUCAUUAAAGCAUUACUGGUAUUUUUUUCUGUCGCAUAAAUCUGUCCUCCUUCUAAGUUUCUCAGUUCUUUGUUGUAAUUCCAACUGUCCACCAGUCAAAGCACUCCUCAGAUUUCUCUGCAUGAGUUAUUGGGGUGCUUUGUGGUUUUUUCAAUAAGUAUUCUGGCCUCUGGAGAAGAAUUAUUUGUUAAAUGACUGAGAUGAGUUUUAUUCAGCAAGUGAUGGAAUGAGGUGGGUAGAGAGGAUGACUGUGACAACCAAAAUAGGAUGUCAGAGAACAUGUAAAGAGUUCUAUAUAUUACCUGCCUAGGGUAAAAUACAAACUAUAUUCUAAACACUGUCCUUUUCUGGAUAAAUCGUCUCUUUUACUUAUAUCUGAAAGACUUGUUAUCUCUCUUAACACUAAUUCUGAAAUGAGGGUUAAUCAGUCCCAAAUGCCAAGACUCAAAUUGGCUUAUUUGCUCUCUAGGUUAGUAACAAAGCAUGAUGGUGGCAUCUAUUCCACUGCAUGCAGGUUUGACUGACCUGAGUGCUUAAUCUUGCUUUGUUGAUGCUUGAAAGACCCAGAGCUGAAUCUUUUGAAUAAAUUUGCUUCAGCACUUACUACCCUAGUUGCAAAUAAAUUUAUUAUACUUUUGAGGUAAUUACUCUAAUGGGGAGAACGUGAUUCUAAAAGAAGACAAUAGUUGUAACACAGAAAUGUAUUAUAUGGUUUGCAGUGAAAAACAUUUGUAUAUUAUUUGUAAAAGUAAAAUUUACGAUUUGUAAAUUUGUAAAAUACUUCUGAAGUAUUUUUGUAUCUUUUUUUUGGAGGGAGGGGAGUCUGAAUGUGGUAUUCACUGCUGUCUGUGCUUUGAUUAAAGCUCUUAAUUGAAUCUACA
Messenger RNA from Gallus gallus (chicken), 2859 nucleotides. RefSeq names its product tetratricopeptide repeat domain 26 (gene IFT56). Gene Ontology annotation, molecular function: intraciliary transport particle B binding; protein binding. Gene Ontology annotation, cellular component: ciliary basal body; intraciliary transport particle B; ciliary base. The transcript has 17 exons. The coding region runs from base 382 to 1731 and encodes 449 amino acids. NCBI's taxonomy places the organism in Eukaryota, Metazoa, Chordata, Aves, Galliformes, Phasianidae. The record is from RefSeq and is a predicted model, not a curated record. Gene Ontology annotation, biological process: intraciliary anterograde transport; intraciliary transport involved in cilium assembly.